Messenger RNA from Babesia sp. Xinjiang, 1131 nucleotides. RefSeq lists its product as uncharacterized. Lineage: Eukaryota; Apicomplexa; Aconoidasida; Piroplasmida; Babesiidae. The record is from RefSeq and is a predicted model, not a curated record. The coding region runs from base 1 to 1131 and encodes 376 amino acids. Gene Ontology annotation, molecular function: cyclin-dependent protein serine/threonine kinase regulator activity. The transcript has 3 exons. Gene Ontology annotation, cellular component: nucleus. Gene Ontology annotation, biological process: regulation of transcription by RNA polymerase II.
AUGAAGGCGACGCCGGCUCGAGGGGCAAGAGCCGGUGAUUCCUCGGCCCCCUCGAAGAGGCGCAAGGCGGCCAACGCGCCAACAGGGAAAGCAGCUUCGGAGGCGUCUCCGGCUGUAACAACCGAAGACGCUACGUCAACUGAAGUGUCGUCGAUACGGGAAAAAGUGCGGAACAACCUAAGAGCAAGGUUCCAGUUGGCGGCAAGGCUUCUGCCGGCAGAGCCGGCCACAGAGGAAACUAAAAAUUACUCAUCACAAGCUCCGGAUACCAUUGUGACAUUGUGCAAGGUGCUAAAUCAACCUUAUUCAGUCGUAUUAACUGCUUUGGUUUACCUUCAGAUGUACAAGAACGCGAGCGAUCGCUGGAACGCCAUUUCAUCGCAACGUAAUGUGACUGCUCCAGACAAAUGGCGUUCCGUCGCCAUGGGAUCGUGCGAACCAUCCACAAGUUCGAGCGAAGACAUGGACCGCCACGAACACUUUUUAGUCGCUGCGUCUUGCGUGCUGCUGGCGUGGAAGUACCGUGAGGACGAUGUGCGUGUGGCUAAGUCUGCCGGUAAAAUUUUUGAGUUUACCUCUGUUCUCUACAAGCUAUAUGUGGCACAAGACAAAAAUUGUUCUGGUACUCCAUCGGUUUCGAGUUGGAUGCUGCAGGAUGAAGGCAAGGAAAUUACUAAGCUCAAGAUGCAGCUAUUAGAACACGAAACACACCUAUUACACGCACUUGACUACCAUGUAGGUCCAGUGCUGACUCCACACAAGCUAAUACCGGCAUAUGUGAGAAAAUUCCUCAUCGCAAUUGCAAACGAUUUGUCGGACCUGCAUGAACUCGCCCAGCAGCUAGAUAACCUUGUAGGCCUCUUGUUGCUCGAAUGCUACAAGACCCGAAUAUGCAUAGAUUAUAACCCGGGGGAGAUUUUGGUCUCUUGUAUUUUCAAAGCUGCGUGUCUACUGACUGUUUCCGGAGCUUAUCCCCAUGUAUUCGGGACUCAGUCAAAAGAUUAUUUUAAAUACAUCAAAGAAAUGAAUUCCCGUUUGAAUAACUUCAUCUCGGCUCUGGGCAAGCGCGAGAUAGGAGCCGAGAGAAUAGCGCAGUGUCUUGCUGACAUGCGGCUAUUGAUGGACAACUAA